Messenger RNA from Salvelinus fontinalis (brook trout), 1452 nucleotides. Its product is annotated as glypican-6-like. Gene Ontology annotation, biological process: regulation of signal transduction; cell migration; regulation of protein localization to membrane. Gene Ontology annotation, cellular component: synapse; plasma membrane; cell surface. The transcript has 4 exons. Bases 430 to 1452 code for a protein of 340 amino acids. The record is from RefSeq and is a predicted model, not a curated record. NCBI's taxonomy places the organism in Eukaryota, Metazoa, Chordata, Actinopteri, Salmoniformes, Salmonidae.
GGCUAUGAGCCGAGCGUGUCGUCCCUGGAUUUCUAGUUUCCUCCGUUGACAGAAACACAGAGGCGCUGUAUCUAGUGUGGGGUCUCGGGCACAAGUUAUAUUAACAGAGAGCUCAAGGUGUUGCUUCAUGUAGCGGAACGACGUCGGGCUGUUUUACUCAAGGCGGGAUCUUGUUCAGAGAGAGAGAGAGAGAGAGAGGACAGGAGGAGAGAGAGAGAUUCUGCUAUGAGCUGAACGGAUUGAAAUAAUAAGUUAAUUGUGAUUUUCGGUGGAUAAACAUUUGACAUUCUGCAGCGAGCAGGGAGAAAGUAAAAAAAAAAUCACGGACGGAAAGAGGGAGCAUUGUAGACCUGGUUUCACCGCGCGGAUUGACCAGCCGUUCGGGUCGUCUGUAACGGAUUUUAUUUCACUUACACGGAUUUAUUACCGAUGACUGCAAUGUGGAGAGUACGCGUGUUGUGUUGCGCUUUAUCGGUGCUGUCCCUGUCACGUGGAGGAGAUAUCAAAGCGAAAACCUGCGCUGAUGUUAGACAAGCAUAUACCGCCAAAGGAUUCAGUCUUGUCAAUGUACCUCAUCAAGAAAUGUCAGGUGAACACCUGCGUGUGUGUCCUCAGGGCUACACCUGUUGUACGUCCGACAUGGAGGAGAAACUGGGGCAGCAGAGCAAGCUGGAGUUUGAGAACCUGGUGGAGGACACCAGUCAAACACUCAGGACCACCUUGGUGUCCAGACAUCAACAGUUUGACGAGUUCUUCCUGGAGCUCCUAGACAACAGUGAGAAAUCCCUGAGUGACAUGUUCAGGCGGACCUACGGGAAGCUCUACGUGCAGAACAGCGAACUGUUCCAGGACCUGUUCACGGAGCUGAAACGUUACUACACCGGGGGGAACGUCAACCUGGACGAGAUGCUGAACGACUUCUGGUCCCGUCUGCUAGAGAGGAUGUUUCAGCUGCUGAACUCUCAGUAUCACUUCACCGACGACUACUUGGAGUGCGUCAGUAAAUCCACGGAGAAGCUGAAGCCUUUCGGGGACGUGCCCAGGAAACUAAAAGCGCAGGUCACACGGGCCUUCAUCGCUGCAAGGACCUUCGUCCAGGGCCUCAUGGUGGGCAGGGAGGUGGCUAACAGGGUGGCUAAGGUGAAUGUGGCCCCCGCCUGCAUCAGGGCCCUGACUAAGAUGCUGUACUGUCCGUACUGCAGGGGCCUGCCUGGGCUGAAACCCUGUCACAACUACUGCCAUAAUGUGAUGAGAGGAUGUCUGGCUAACCAGGCUGACCUAGACCCUGAGUGGAACCUCUUCAUAGGUGAGAAAACACAUUAUGGGUCCUCUGUGUGUGUGUGUGUGUGUGUGUGUGUGUGUGUGUGUGUGUGUGUGUGUGUGUGUGUGUGUGUGUGUGUGUGUGUGUGUGUGUGUGUGUGUGUGUGUGAGUCUCUACACUUCCUCAUUUAG